Medioppia subpectinata is the source of this 597-nucleotide messenger RNA. The record is from the annotation of a GenBank genome assembly. NCBI's taxonomy places the organism in Eukaryota, Metazoa, Arthropoda, Arachnida, Sarcoptiformes, Oppiidae.
AUGACUCACACACUUGAUCACAUUAUUUAAUAUUUAAUAGUGAAUUACAAUUACACAUCAAACGUAAUUUAAUCUGGCUGUUUAAUUUCAUUAAACAUUGUCAUUGUAUGAUAAUAAACACACAUAUCGUAAAAAUCUAGUUAAAUAUUUUGUGUUUUCGCUGAACUCAUUGUUAUUAAGACAAAGAAAAUCUAAUUAUUCGUGUUAUUCAACAGUAGUUUUAAUUAAUUAAAACUCAUUUUAAUAUAAAUAAAUCCGUUACAAUCACCAAUAAUAAGCACACCUAUGGCAAACAUGUAUCCAAACAUGGACAAACACAUGCCGGUGGACCCGCAACAGCCACCUGUGGGCCAGGGCUACGACCCGCCACCGCCCUAUCACGUCCAACAGGCGUCGGCCCCACUCAUGGGCUCACCACCCAUACCGCCACCCCCUCAACAACAACAGCCAGUGACCAUACUGGUUGACAACGGCAAGUUUGGCCCCUUCCCAAAGGCCAUGAAGUGCUACCAUUGCGGCCAACAGGUGAUGACAGUGACCAGUCAAAAGGCCGGCACCAUUACGUGGGCCCUGUGCUCCCUGUUGUGUAUAGUAGGG